Panthera uncia (snow leopard) is the source of this 3889-nucleotide messenger RNA. RefSeq names its product homeodomain interacting protein kinase 2 (gene HIPK2). The coding region runs from base 213 to 3803 and encodes 1196 amino acids. The record is from RefSeq and is a predicted model, not a curated record. NCBI's taxonomy places the organism in Eukaryota, Metazoa, Chordata, Mammalia, Carnivora, Felidae. Gene Ontology annotation, cellular component: PML body; nucleus; cytoplasm. The transcript is spliced from 15 exons. Gene Ontology annotation, molecular function: protein tyrosine kinase activity; ATP binding; protein serine/threonine kinase activity. Gene Ontology annotation, biological process: smoothened signaling pathway; intrinsic apoptotic signaling pathway in response to DNA damage by p53 class mediator; peptidyl-threonine phosphorylation.
GCCCGGCCUCGGCGGCGGCGGCGGCGGCGGCGCCCGGCCCCCUCCCCCGGCGCCGGCCAAGUGAGGCGGUGAUGCGGGCGCUGGCGGCCCCGGCUGCGCCGAGAGCGGAGACACAGGCUCAAGAUGGCAGAUUCCGACUGAGGCUGGGGGGGCCGAGCUCGCGCGCCGCGUUCCCUUCUCCGUUGCCAUGAACCGCGGACACCCCGGCCCCGAUGGCCCCCGUGUACGAAGGUAUGGCCUCCCAUGUGCGAGUCUUCUCCCCUCACACCCUUCAAUCAAGUGCCUUCUGUAGUGUGAAGAGACUGAAAGUGGAGCCGAGUUCCGCCUGGGACAUGACUGGGUACGGCUCCCACAGCAAAGCGUACAGCCAGGGCAAGAACGUCCCACCUUCUCAGCCAGCCACCACAGCCGUCAGCACCUCCUUGCCGAUCCCAAACCCAAGCCUACCUUACGAGCAGACCAUCGUCUUCCCAGGAAGCACCGGGCACGUAGUCGUAACAUCAGCAAGUAGCACUUCUGCCACCGGGCAAGUCCUCGGCGGACCCCACAACCUGAUGCGUCGCAGCACCGUGAGCCUUCUCGAUACCUACCAAAAAUGUGGACUCAAGCGUAAGAGUGAGGAGAUUGAGAACACGAGCAGCGUGCAGAUCAUCGAAGAGCAUCCACCCAUGAUCCAGAACAAUGCCAGUGGGGCCACCGUAGCCACUGCCACCACAUCGACUGCCACCUCCAAAAACAGUGGCUCCAACAGCGAGGGUGAUUACCAGCUGGUCCAGCACGAGGUGCUGUGUUCCAUGACCAACACUUACGAAGUUUUAGAGUUCCUGGGCCGAGGGACGUUUGGGCAAGUGGUCAAGUGCUGGAAACGGGGCACCAAUGAAAUCGUGGCCAUCAAAAUCCUGAAGAACCACCCGUCAUAUGCCCGGCAGGGUCAGAUCGAGGUGAGCAUCCUGGCCCGCUUGAGCACAGAGAGCGCCGACGACUACAACUUUGUCCGCGCCUACGAGUGUUUCCAGCACAAGAACCACACGUGCUUGGUCUUUGAGAUGUUGGAGCAGAACCUCUAUGACUUUCUGAAGCAGAACAAGUUCAGCCCCUUGCCCCUCAAGUACAUCCGCCCAGUCCUCCAGCAGGUAGCCACAGCCCUGAUGAAGCUGAAAAGCCUCGGUCUCAUCCAUGCCGACCUCAAACCGGAAAACAUCAUGCUGGUAGAUCCGUCUAGGCAGCCGUACAGAGUGAAGGUCAUCGACUUCGGUUCGGCCAGUCACGUGUCCAAGGCUGUGUGUUCCACCUACCUGCAGUCCAGAUACUACAGGGCCCCUGAAAUCAUCCUUGGUCUACCAUUUUGUGAGGCAAUUGAUAUGUGGUCCCUGGGCUGUGUCAUUGCUGAGCUGUUCCUGGGCUGGCCGCUCUAUCCAGGAGCUUCUGAGUAUGAUCAGAUUCGGUAUAUUUCACAAACACAGGGUCUGCCAGCUGAAUAUUUAUUAAGUGCAGGGACAAAGACGACUAGGUUUUUCAACCGUGACACAGAUUCACCGUAUCCUUUGUGGAGGCUGAAGACACCGGAUGACCAUGAAGCAGAGACGGGGAUUAAGUCGAAAGAAGCAAGAAAGUACAUUUUCAACUGUUUAGAUGAUAUGGCCCAGGUGAACAUGACAACGGAUUUGGAAGGGAGUGACAUGUUGGUGGAGAAGGCAGACCGGCGGGAGUUCAUCGACCUGUUAAAGAAGAUGCUGACCAUAGAUGCUGAUAAGAGAAUCACUCCAAUUGAAACCCUGAACCACCCCUUUGUCACCAUGACGCACCUACUCGAUUUUCCCCACAGCACACACGUCAAAUCAUGUUUCCAGAACAUGGAGAUUUGCAAGCGUCGGGUGAAUAUGUAUGACACCGUGAACCAGAGCAAGACCCCUUUCAUCACGCAUGUGGCCCCCAGCACGUCCACCAACCUGACCAUGACUUUCAACAACCAGCUGAACACUGUCCACAACCAGGCUCCCACCUCCACCAGUGCCACUAUUUCCUUAGCCAAUCCCGAAGUCUCCAUACUAAACUACCAAUCUGCACUCUACCAGCCCUCAGCGGCGUCCAUGGCUGCAGUGGCCCAGCGGAGCCUGCCCCUGCAGACGGGAACAGCCCAGAUCUGUGCCCGGCCUGACCCCUUCCAGCAAGCUCUCAUCGUGUGUCCGCCCGGCUUCCAAGGGCUGCAGGCCUCUCCCUCUAAGCACGCUGGCUAUUCCGUGCGAAUGGAGAAUGCGGUUCCCCUCGUCACUCAAGCCCCGGGAGCACAGCCCCUUCAGAUCCAACCAGGUCUGCUGGCCCAGCAGGCCUGGCCAAGUGGGACCCAGCAAAUCCUGCUUCCCCCAGCAUGGCAGCAGCUGACCGGAGUGGCCACCCACACAUCAGUGCAGCACGCGACUGUGAUUCCCGAGACCAUGGCAGGCACCCAGCAGUUGGCCGACUGGAGGAACACCCACGCUCACGGCAGCCAUUACAAUCCCAUCAUGCAGCAGCCUGCGCUAUUGACUGGUCAUGUGACCCUUCCAGCAGCCCAGCCCUUAAAUGUAGGUGUGGCCCACGUGAUGCGGCAGCAGCCAACCAGCACCACCUCCUCCCGGAAGAGUAAGCAGCACCAGUCCUCUGCAAGAAACGUCUCCACCUGUGAGGUGUCCUCCUCGCAGGCCAUCAGCUCCCCUCAGCGGUCCAAGCGCGUCAAGGAGAACACGCCUCCGCGCUGCGCCCUGGUGCACAGCAGUCCCGCCUGCAGCUCCUCCGUCACGUGCGGGUGGGGCGACGGGGCGUCCAGCACCACCAGGGAGCGGCAGCGGCAGACGAUUGUCAUUCCCGACACCCCCAGCCCCACGGUCAGCGUCAUCACCAUCAGCAGCGACACGGACGAGGAGGAGGAACAGAAGCAUGCGCCCACCAGCACUGUCUCCAAGCAGAGAAAAAACGUCAUCAGUUGCGUCACGGUCCACGACUCUCCCUACUCCGACUCCUCCAGCAACACCAGCCCCUACUCCGUGCAGCACCGCACUGGGCACCACGCCAACACCUUUGACACCAAGGGGAGCCUGGAGAAUCACUGCACUGGGAACCCCCGGACUAUCAUCGUGCCACCCCUAAAAACCCAGGCCAGCGAAGUAUUGGUGGAAUGUGAUAGCCUGGGGCCAGUCAACACUGGCCAGCACUCGUCCUACAAGUCCAAGUCCUCCAGCAAUGUGACCUCCACCAGCGGUCACUCUUCAGGGAGCUCGUCCGGAGCCAUCGCCUACCGGCAACAGCGGCCGGGACCGCAUUUCCAGCAGCAGCAGCCUCUCAAUCUCAGCCAGGCUCAGCAGCACAUCACCGCAGAGCGCGCCGGGAGCCACCGCCGGCAGCAGGCCUACAUCACUCCCACGAUGGCUCAGGCCCCGUACUCCUUCCCGCACAACAGCCCCAGCCACGGCACUGUGCACCCCCACCUGGCCGCAGCUGCCGCCGCAGCCCACCUCCCCACCCAGCCCCACCUCUACACCUACACGGCGCCCGCGGCCUUGGGCUCCACCGGCACCGUGGCCCAUCUGGUGGCCUCCCAAGGCUCAGCACGGCACACCGUGCAGCACACUGCCUACCCGGCCAGCAUCGUCCAUCAGGUCCCCGUGAGCAUGGGCCCCCGGGUCCUGCCCUCGCCCACCAUCCACCCGAGUCAGUAUCCAGCCCAGUUUGCCCACCAGACCUACAUCAGCGCCUCUCCAGCCUCCACCGUCUACACUGGAUACCCACUGAGCCCCGCCAAGGUCAACCAGUACCCUUACAUAUAAACACUGGAAGGGGAGGGGAGGGGAGGGAGGAUGGCCAGAGGGGAGGAGGGAGGAGGGGUGAGGUGGGAGCCGGGCUUUUUAUACUG